Molecule: messenger RNA, 831 nt
Organism: Seminavis robusta
Lineage: Eukaryota; Bacillariophyta; Bacillariophyceae; Naviculales; Naviculaceae
Source: the annotation of a GenBank genome assembly
AUGACGAAGACGAGCUCUUGUGAUAGCGAAAGCGAACGUGAUGUUGUAGCACCUGCAGAAGACCCGGAAGUCCAACCUCGUGAGGGCGAGGAAUGCGACCAGCAGUUUGACCUGCACAAUGUCGAGGAUUCCGGGAGUGAAACUGAGGAAGCCUCUGGUAAUGGUUCGCAAUCACAUUGUAGUUCUGGAGAGGCAGAAGCUGGGGAGGCUGGGUGCGACGACAUUCCAAGUUCCGACCAAUCAGCAACAAGGUCGACAAUCUCCGAGGCCGUCUCUGCCAGUAGCAAGAGAGUCUUCGUGCCACAGCAGGUCCCCAUGCCUCCACUGAGCGACGAUGGUGCCAAGCAUGAUGCAGUGGAGUCAUUACCGGAUCAAGCGUCACCAGUGAAAGAAGACAAACCCAAGUUGAUCCGCAUAAGUGAUAUCCGGCCUCCAUCUACUACCAACAGCUCCGUGCCAAGUGCAAAGCAAGCGCAAGUUCAUGAAUCUACACCCGGAGCAUACGCGGUCUCGGGAACUCGACCACCAGUCUUUUACCGGCAGCGACAAUCCAGCAGCACAAUUGCUACAUCCACGGAUGAUAGCCUGCAGCGAUGGAACACGUCCUUACCGGUGGAUACCGUCUUGGAGGGCACAGUCAUCUUUACAGACUCAGAAACUCGUCGCUGUAUCAGUAGGGAUGUAGUAGAAACGCAGGUUGAUGAAGUGAUUAAUGGAACGGUCAUACGACAACCAGAUGCCCGACUGCGGCAGAAUGUCUUGCGUAGCAGUACUCCCCGUGGGUGUCGCGCUCACAGUAUUGGUGACGAUGCUCAUUCUACCGUCCAAUGA